CAUGUAUCGCAAAGGACAUCAGCGUGAAUCGGCAAACUUGUUUCGGUGAAGAUGGCUGCUGUUGCGCUUGAAGACCAAACAAUUUGGAAUGAUGGACAAGAAGCACUUGGUGAAGAAGUCUUACGUAUGUCCACGGACGAAGUCAUCAGUAGGACGCGCCUUCUUGACAAUGAGAUCAAAAUCAUGAAGAGCGAAGUGCUGCGCAUAUCUCACGAACUUCAAGCGCAGAAGGAGAAGAUAAAAGAGAACAAGGAGAAAAUUAAGGUAAAUAAAACCCUGCCUUACCUCGUCUCCAACGUUAUCGAACUGCUCGACGUCGACCCCCAAGAACUCGGCGAAGAAGACGGAGCCAACGUCGACUUGGAUUCGCUCCGCAAGGGUAAAUGCGCCGUCAUCAAGACGUCGACCCGGCAGACUUAUUUUCUGCCAGUCAUAGGCCUAGUGGACGCGGAGAAGCUCCGUCCCGGUGAUCUCGUCGGGGUCAACAAGGACUCCUAUCUCAUCCUGGAGACUCUCCCUCAAGAAUACGACUCCCGCGUGAAAGCUAUGGAAGUGGACGAACGGCCUACGGAACAGUACAGCGACAUCGGUGGUCUGGACAAGCAGAUUCAAGAGCUGGUCGAGGCUGUCGUGCUUCCAAUGACCCACAAGGAAAAGUUCGUUAAUCUCGGAAUCAGUCCUCCCAAGGGAGUCCUCUUGUACGGCCCUCCAGGCACUGGCAAAACGCUAAUGGCUAGGGCAUGUGCGGCACAGACCAAGUCCACCUUCCUCAAGCUGGCCGGACCUCAACUGGUCCAGAUGUUCAUCGGCGACGGAGCAAAGCUCGUACGCGACGCGUUCGCCCUGGCCAAGGAGAAAUCGCCAGCCAUCAUCUUCAUCGACGAACUCGACGCCAUCGGCACCAAACGUUUCGACAGCGAGAAGGCCGGAGACCGUGAGGUGCAACGUACCAUGCUAGAGCUUCUCAACCAGCUGGACGGGUUCAGUUCCAGCGCAGACAUCAAAGUCAUCGCCGCCACCAACAGGGUGGACAUCCUGGACCCCGCGCUACUGCGGUCGGGACGUCUCGACAGGAAGAUCGAGUUUCCGCACCCCAACGAAGAGGCUCGAGCGCGGAUCAUGCAGAUCCACUCACGGAAGAUGAACUAUGACAAGGAUGUCAACUUUGAAGAGCUCGCUCGUUGUACGGACGACUUCAACGGAGCGCAGUGCAAGGCGGUCUGCGUGGAGGCGGGCAUGAUCGCGCUGCGCCGCAUGGGCAACAAUGUCACGCACGAAGAUUACAUGGACGCUAUCAUGGAAGUGCAAGCGAAGAAAAAGACUAACCUCAACUAUUAUGCUUAGAUGUCGCCAUUAAAGGUGUUUACUUUUGU
Molecule: messenger RNA, 1373 nt
Organism: Ornithodoros turicata
Lineage: Eukaryota; Metazoa; Arthropoda; Arachnida; Ixodida; Argasidae
Gene: Rpt5
Product: 26S proteasome regulatory subunit 6A-B
Exons: 1
Coding region: 52-1344 (430 amino acids)
Biological process (GO): proteasome-mediated ubiquitin-dependent protein catabolic process
Cellular component (GO): proteasome regulatory particle, base subcomplex
Molecular function (GO): ATP binding; proteasome-activating activity; ATP hydrolysis activity
Source: RefSeq, a predicted model, not a curated record